AUGGAGGAUAUCGACACAAAAUGCGCCGCCUUGCGGGCGCAAAUUGCUGCCACAGAAUCCCAGCUUUCAGCUCUCAAGCAGGAACUUGAAGCGGCCGAGAAGCUGCGCGGGGCAACAAUGCCAGCACCAUGCAACAACUCUGAGCGCAAAUGGCCUCUCUCGCCAGAAGAGUACCAGCGAUAUGGGCGCCAGAUGAUUGUGUCGCAGAUUGGGCUACCUGGUCAACUCAAACUUCGAUCCGCAUCGGUCCUAUUAGUCGGCGCAGGUGGACUGGGCUGUCCCGCCGCAUUAUAUCUCGCGGGAGCUGGAGUUGGUACACUUGGUAUGGUCGAUGGUGACACGGUCGAAUCCUCGAAUCUUCAUCGCCAAGUCCUACACCGUACGAAGAACGUCGGAAAAUACAAAGUGGACAGUGCGAUUCAAUAUCUCGAAGAAUUGAACCCUCACGUCAAAUAUCAUGCGUAUCGUGAGCAUUUAACCUCGCAGAAUGCACCUCUCAUCUUCCAAAAUUACGACAUUAUUCUUGAUUGCACGGACAAUCCUGCGACGCGAUAUUUGAUAUCAGACACUGCGGUCCUUCUCGGCAAACCACUUGUCUCAGCAUCAGCGUUGAGAACUGACGGGCAGCUCAUGGUCUUGAACAACCCACCGAAACCAGUUGGUGAUUUAUCGGGAGGCCCUUGUUACAGAUGCGUCUUUCCUAAGCCACCGCCUGCAGAUACUGUCGUCAGCUGUGCGGAUGGAGGUAUACUCGGUCCGGUAGUUGGUACCAUGGGUGUUUUACAAGCGCUAGAAGCGAUCAAAGUCCUCACGAAACCCGCCAGCCAAAACGCUGAUGACCGACCUGCGCUUCAUAUAUUCUCCGCUUACAGCAACCCUCCGUUCCGCACGAUUCGCCUUAGAGGUCGACGUGCUAAUUGUGCUGUCUGCUCAUCGGAACCGACUAUCACAUUGGCGACUCUACAUUCGGGAUCAACGGACUAUACUCAAUUCUGUGGGUCAGCAAAUUUUCCACAGGUACUUUCUAAAGACGAACGCAUAUCUGUGCGCGAAUUUGAGCCCAUCUACGAUUCCAAGAAAUAUACACUGGUCGAUGUCCGGGAUCCAGUUCAAUUCGGCAUAUGCAGUCUCGAAAAUAGCAUCAAUAUUCCCAUCUCACAAAUCUUACAGGGCAAAGUCCUCGACAAUAAGCAAGAGACUUUGCAGUCACUAUUCCCACCAGAAGUGGCAUCUACCGACUCUACGGAUCCGAUAUACUUUGUCUGCCGUAUGGGCAACGAUUCGCAGUUGGCUGUUCAAAAGCUGAAAGAGUUAGGCUUGGAUCAAAAUGGGAAACGAUUCGUUGGCGAUAUCCGCGGUGGACUCAAAGCAUGGAAAGCGGAAGUUGACCCAGAGUGGCCAGAGUAUUAA
Molecule: messenger RNA, 1410 nt
Organism: Talaromyces marneffei
Lineage: Eukaryota; Fungi; Ascomycota; Eurotiomycetes; Eurotiales; Trichocomaceae
Exons: 3
Coding region: 1-1410 (469 amino acids)
Biological process (GO): tRNA wobble position uridine thiolation; protein urmylation
Cellular component (GO): cytoplasm; cytosol
Molecular function (GO): URM1 activating enzyme activity; thiosulfate-cyanide sulfurtransferase activity; adenylyltransferase activity
Source: RefSeq, a predicted model, not a curated record